This is a messenger RNA of Impatiens glandulifera, 1401 nucleotides long. Its product is annotated as alpha-1,3/1,6-mannosyltransferase ALG2. The transcript has 8 exons. Bases 75 to 1313 code for a protein of 412 amino acids. The record is from RefSeq and is a predicted model, not a curated record. Gene Ontology annotation, molecular function: alpha-1,3-mannosyltransferase activity; GDP-Man:Man(1)GlcNAc(2)-PP-Dol alpha-1,3-mannosyltransferase activity. Lineage: Eukaryota; Viridiplantae; Streptophyta; Magnoliopsida; Ericales; Balsaminaceae.
UUGGACCCUGAGGUCUUCGCUCGCCGUCUUCUCUGAUAACUGUUACUGUUGAUCGGGGCAGAUCAAAAGCAUCAAUGGAGACGAAGGAGAAUUCGAAGUUGAAUAUCGCCAUUAUCCAUCCCGAUCUCGGAAUCGGUGGAGCUGAAAGGUUGAUUGUUGAUGCGGCUGUUGAACUUACUGCUCAUGGCCACAAUGUUCAUGUCUUUACAUCUCACCAUGACAGAACUCGAUGUUUUGAAGAAACACUUUCUGGAGGAUUUAAUGUUACAGUAUAUGGUUCUUUCCUUCCAAGGCAUAUUUUCUAUAGACUACACGCAGUAUGUGCUUAUCUGCGUUGCCUUUAUGUUGCUUUCUGCCUGCUGUUUAUGUGGCCUACUUUUGAUGUUGUACUGGCUGACCAAGUUUCUAUAGUGAUCCCGCUGCUGAAACUAAAGAAAUCUUCAAAGGUUGUAUUUUAUUGCCAUUUUCCUGACUUGUUAUUAGCUCAGCAUACAACGCUACUUAGAAGGAUAUACAGGAAGCCCAUAGACUUUAUGGAAGAAAUUACAACUGGCAUGGCGGACCUAAUUUUUGUCAAUAGCAAAUUUACUGCUUCUGCUUUUGCAAACACGUUUAAGCGUCUUCAUGCAAGAGGUGUCAGACCGUCUGUGCUUUACCCAGCAGUCAACAUAGACCAGUUCAAUCGAACUCAACCUGCUUUGAAGUUGAAUUUUCUCUCCAUUAAUCGUUUUGAAAGGAAAAAAGGAAUAGAGCUGGCAAUAUCUGGUUUGUCCAUGCUCCGAACCCUUGAAGGAGAUAAUCUUCAAAGUGAUAAGAUAAAUUCUGUUUCUUUGACUAUCGCGGGUGGAUAUGAUAAGCGAUUAAGAGAGAACGUGGAAUAUCUCGACGAACUGAAACAAUUAGCUGAGAGGGAAGGAGUUUCAGACAAAAUUAACUUUGUAACAUCCUGUUCAACCUCGGAAAGAAAUGAGCUACUUUAUGAAUGCCUAUGCGUUUUAUAUACACCCAAGGAUGAACAUUUUGGUAUUGUUCCUUUGGAAGCAAUGGCUGCCGGGAAGCCAGUUAUUGCGUGCAACAGUGGGGGUCCGGUUGAGACAGUAAAAAAUGGUGAGACGGGUUUCCUGUGUGAGCCAAACCCUAAGGCAUUCGCGUUGGCGAUGGCCCGGUUCAUAGAUGAUCCAAAAAUGGCUGAGAGAAUGGGUGGUGAAGCUAGGGAGCAUGUGACUAACUCUUUCUCUACAAGGAUCUUUGGUCAGCAUUUGAAUCAAAGUUUGAUGGAUAUUACUAGGGUCAUGGGUAAUAAGAGAGAAUGAAUAAGAACCCUAAAAAUCAACUUUCAUAUUUUGCCUUGUUAUGUUGUUGAACCUUAUAUAUGUUUUUUUUUUGUUUCUAUAUGUGACU